Messenger RNA from Stylonychia lemnae, 1896 nucleotides. NCBI's taxonomy places the organism in Eukaryota, Ciliophora, Spirotrichea, Sporadotrichida, Oxytrichidae. The record is from the annotation of a GenBank genome assembly.
AUGGAAUUCGCCCCACAAAUAAUUAACAUCACUCCUAAGAAUCAAGCGAUUAACUUUUUCUCGCAAUAACUUCAGCAGAAUAAUCAAAGCACUGACUUAAAUUACCUCUAGUACGAAUCAGGUGCUAGAGCUUUCUACAUUGUUUAAAAUAACUAAUACAAGGACAUUUCUUAGAGCAUUCUGAGUUCAGAUAAAAAUAAACUUUGGCUUUCCCAAGAUAAACUCAGCUUCCCACACACUAUCAUCCUAGACUUAACCUAGGUAGACAACAGGCCAAGGUAUUUCAGAUUUUUUGGAAUUCACUGCUGGCAUGCUUAUAAUUCCAAUCCUGCCAAAAUUAAAUUGCAUAUAUCAAUGGACUCUAGAAAUUACGUUUAUUGGCAGAGCUUUAACCCAGAGAUGAAAGCUGGCAAUCAAGUUUUUAAACUUAAAAACAAGAUUGGAGGGAACGAUCUCAACUACAUCAAGAUAGAAAUCUUAUGCUGCCACGGCAAUUCUAAUGACAAAGUAUACUUAAACCAAAUAAUGAUGUAUGAGACUUAAUAAGAGUCUUAAAUGAUGAUGUUUCCUUGUAAUUAAAGAUCGAGUAUCUCAUCAGCUGCCUCAUCUAAUCAAGUCAGUGAAGAAAAUGCCACCCAGAUUACUGGUAACACCACAGCCUAUCAAUAAUACAACUUUUAAAACCCAACUAACUAGACCAGAACAAUAGAGACCUAAUUUGAUAUGGAUUAGCCUCUUUCUUAUUAAAACUCUAUUGACUCAUCUUACUACCCAGCAUUAGAUUUACCUCAUGGCAAGUUAAACAAUUCAUUUCAGAGAAGGCUUGAGUAUAUGCUAAAUGAAUUAGAUUUGCUUUAAUAAUAAUCAUUCGAGCAAUUCUAAGCUAUAAGGUAGUUAAAAUCUAAUAUAGCGAACGAUCCCACUUAAUCUGAGGAAAGUGCUGAUCUUAAGCUGUUCCUAAACGGACUAUAAAACGGCUACUAAUAGAUCUAGACUCAAAUGAGCAUCUUGAAUGAAAAGAUUAACAACUUCUAGCAAACAGUGCAAUACACAUAGUCUCAGUAUCAUAACUAAUAUUCUUAGUUUCAAUCUCAGGCCAAUUUAAACCACCAACAUAAUAAAUCAGUAGAAUAGUAACACCAAUAGAAUUUAAAUGGGACUUCAACCUUCAGAAACAGAAAUGAGCAUUAAGACAAGAGCUCUUUAGUCCAAUAGUGUGUUCAACAAUGUUAACAGUACAUAAUGAAUGAGUUUUAGAAGAUGAUGUCAGAUCAAAGUACAGUGUAAAAUCAGGUCUUAGAUAACAAAGAAAAUCAGCCCUUAAAUCUUUAAUAAAAGAGCUAAAGACUUGAGAAGUCUCUUGAGCAGAGAAUAGAUAGGUAUAUAUCUUCAUAGUAAAAAGAUGCCAGCUAGAAACUUUAAGAAAUCUAGGUUUAAGCCAAUAAUGCCACUAUGCCCCAUACAUAGUAAGUCACAUAGAGAACUAACAACUCGAAGUCAACUUAAAACGAUGUGCAAAAGAUAGCCCAAGAGCUGUAGGUCAAAUUAGCAAUCAAAGCUAAAAAACUCUAAGAACUUUAGGAUAGGGAGGAGUCCAAGAUAACAAUUAGUUCAAGAGGGUCAUGCUAAGAUAGCGAUGAGAGUUCUGUAAUAUCAAACUGCUCUAGUUUGCUAAAGAUGAAUAAAAAUCUCAAUGAUCACAGACACUAAAAUAUUUAGAUACCAAAGACUGUCUAAAAUCUUUCAAAGAUCUUCUAGUACAAUAAUCCCAACACUAAUGAUGUGAAUUUGCUUGAUGACGACGAUGAUGAACAAGAAGAAAUGGAAUCAUAGAUAGAGAAGUAUUUUAUUUCAUCAAACAGAGAUGAGGAAGAGGAAAAUGAUUAUUGCUCUUGA